Molecule: messenger RNA, 4744 nt
Organism: Lynx canadensis (Canada lynx)
Lineage: Eukaryota; Metazoa; Chordata; Mammalia; Carnivora; Felidae
Gene: ZFAT
Product: zinc finger and AT-hook domain containing
Biological process (GO): regulation of DNA-templated transcription
Molecular function (GO): RNA polymerase II cis-regulatory region sequence-specific DNA binding; DNA-binding transcription factor activity, RNA polymerase II-specific
Source: RefSeq, a predicted model, not a curated record
UGGCCCGGCCCAGCCUAGACGCGCUCCGCGCUGGGGGAGGGUCACCCGAGGCUGACGUCCGCUACGCCGGCGUCAGCGCCCCGUGAAGAGGAGGGCGAAGACUCCAUCCGCCAUGUUGGAUGCCGCAGAUUCGCCAUAACCUCGCCGGCUCUUUUCUUAAAAAAAUAAAAAUAAAAAGCGAAGCAUCAGCGGGGCGCCCCGCCUUCUCGGCCGGCGCGGGAGGGGGCCCGGAAGAGCCCGAGGCUUUUUUUUCCUCCGCGGUGGGGGCGUUGCCAUGGAGACGCGGGCGGCAGCAGAGAACACGGCCAUCUUCAUGUGCAAAUGCUGUAACCUUUUCUCGCCAAAUCAGUCGGAGCUCCUCUCCCACGUCUCUGAGAAGCACGCAGGAGAAGGGGUUAAUGCGGACGAGAUCAUCAUUCCCCUCAGGCCUCUGAGCACUCCUGAACCCACCAACCCACACAAAAGCGGAGAUGAGUUUUCGGUCAUGAAGAGGAAGAGAGGCAGGCCGAAGGGGUCCACGAAGAAGCCCAGCGGCGAGGAGGAGCUGGCAGAGAGCGUCGUUAGUCCGCGCGAGGGCAGUCCGCCGGCCCCAGAGGAGGGCAGCAGCCUGGCUCGCAGCUUGGAGUGCGGCCAGUGCCGUCGAAAGUUCUCUAACCCGCGCCAGCUGAGGAAGCACGUCUGCAUCAUCGUGCGGAACUGGGGUGAGAGGACGGAGACGCAGGGAGAAGCAGGUGAUGAAUCUGACCUUGAACUGGAAAGGAAGUAUAAGGAGGAUGAUCGAGAAAAGACUCCAAGGAGGCCGCGGACACAGAGGACGGAGAAAGUCCAGAAGAUCUCCUCGGGAAAGGAGGCCGGGCAGGUUUCCGGAGUGAAGAAGCCCAUCAUAAGUGUGGUUUUAACGGCACACGAAGCUAUUCCAGGUGCCACCAAGAUCGUUCCAGUGGAGGCCGGGCCCCCGGAGACGGGCACUGCAAACCCCGAGGCCACCCCGGCCGACCUGGCGCCUCGGAGAGGGUACCAGGAGUACGCCAUCCAGCAGACGCCGUACGAGCAGCCCAUGAAGUCCAGCAGGCUAGGGCCCACCCAGCUCAAGAUCUUCACCUGCGAGUACUGCAACAAGGUGUUCAAGUUCAAGCACUCGCUGCAGGCGCACCUGAGGAUCCACACCAACGAGAAGCCGUACAAGUGCCCCCAGUGCAGCUACGCCAGCGCCAUCAAGGCCAACCUGAACGUGCACCUGCGCAAGCACACGGGCGAGAAGUUCGCCUGCGACUACUGCGCCUUCACCUGCCUGAGCAAAGGGCACCUGAAGGUGCACGUGGAGCGCGUGCACAAGAAGGUCAAGCAGCACUGCCGCUUCUGCAAGAAGAAGUACUCCGACGUCAAGAACCUCAUCAAGCACGUCCGGCACGCGCACGACCCGCAGGACCGGAAGGUGCAGGAGGCCCUGGACGAGCUCUGCCUGCUCACCAGGGAGGGCAAGCGGCAGCUGCUGUACGACUGCCACAUCUGCGAGCGCAAGUUCAAGAACGAGCUGGACCGCGACCGCCACAUGCUGGUGCACGGGGACAAGUGGCCCUUCGCCUGCGAGCUGUGCGGCCACGGGGCCACCAAGUACCAGGCGCUGGAGCUGCACGUGCGGAAGCACCCGUUUGUGUACGUGUGCGCGCUGUGCCUCAAGAAGUUCGUCAGCUCCAUCCGGCUGCGCUCGCACAUCAGGGAGGCGCACGGGGCGGCGCAGGAGGGCGGGCUCUUCACCAGCUCCAUCAACCAGAGCUUCUGCCUCCUGGAGCCGGGCGGGGACAUCCAGCAGGAAGCGCUGGGCGGCCAGCCGCAGCUGGCGGAGGAGGAGUUUGUGUUCCCGGGCGUGAAUGCGCCCAAGGGGGCGGCCUGCCCCGCAGACGCUGGGCCCGACGACGAGGGGGCCGACGAGGGGGCCGGGAAGGAGCCGGAGGCCGCCGCGCAGGAGCCCGCCCCGCCCGCGCACUUGGCCGUCCCCCAGGCCCAGGGGGCCGCCCUGCCUCCCUGCGGGCUGGAAGCCGCCGCGGACGCCUCGGACCUUCCUUCGCAGGCGGUGGUCUCCGAGGAGUUUUUACUGAAAAAUGAUCCCUCCUCUGCUGAGGCUCGCACCGCCCCCGAGGAGACCUUGGACGCCCGGCGCGGAGCCUCCUCCCAGACUCGGGGUGAAGAAGUCCCAUCACUGCCAUCCAAGGCCGGAAGUGCGGGAGCGAACCUGGACGCGCGGGGGGCCGAGAGCCCCCCAGAGGCAGGGCACAAAAUGGCUGCCCUCCCGUCCGAGGGACCAGAUCCUAGUAGGUGUCUCAGGUCAAACCCAGGCGAGGCCUCGGACCUUCCUCCGGUAGCAGGUGGAGGGGAAGUGGCCCCGCCGCAGCCUGACUCUUGCAGUCCGGCCUCCGAGCACCGGGCCGGCGUCAGUGCGUUCAUGAAGAUCCUGGAUGGCUUACAGAAGAGAAGGAUGAACACCGGCUUGUGCGAGAGGAUCCGGAAGGUGUACGGGGACCUGGAGUGUGAAUACUGCGGCAAACUUUUUUGGUACCAAGUGCACUUUGACAUGCACGUGCGCACCCACACCCGGGAGCACCUGUAUCACUGCUCCCAGUGCCAUUAUUCCUCCAUCACCAAAAACUGCCUUAAACGCCACGUUAUUCAGAAACACAGUAACGUCCUGCUGAAGUGUCCCACCGAUGGCUGCAACUACUCAACUCCAGAUAAAUACAAGCUGCAGGCACAUCUUAAAGUUCACACGGAACUGGACAAAAGGAGUUAUUCUUGUCCUGUGUGUGAAAAGUCUUUUUCAGAAGAUCGAUUGAUCAAGUCGCACAUCAAGACCAACCAUCCUGAGGUCUCCAUGAGCACUAUUUCCGAGGUUCUCGGGAGGAGGGUUCAGCUGAAAGGGCUGAUUGGAAAGAGAGCCAUGAAGUGCCCGUAUUGUGAUUUCUAUUUCAUGAAGAACGGCUCAGACCUUCAGCGUCAUAUUUGGGCUCAUGAAGGUGUGAAACCCUUCAAAUGUUCUUUGUGCGAGUAUGCAACUCGCAGCAAGAGUAACCUCAAGGCUCACAUGAACCGUCACAGCACUGAGAAAACCCACCUGUGUGACAUGUGUGGCAAGAAAUUCAAAUCAAAAGGGACGUUGAAGAGUCACAAGCUGCUUCACACUGCUGACGGGAAGCAGUUCAAGUGCACGGUGUGUGACUACACGGCAGCCCAGAAGCCCCAGCUGCUGCGGCACAUGGAACAGCACGCCUCCUUCAAGCCCUUCCGCUGUGCCCAUUGCCAUUACUCCUGUAACAUAUCCGGCUCCCUGAAACGGCACUACAACAGGAAGCACCCCAACGAGGAAUACGCCAACGUGGGCACCGGGGAGCUGGCGGCCGACGCACUCGUCCAGCAAGGUGGUUUGAAGUGCCCUGUGUGCAGCUUUGUGUAUGGCACCAAGUGGGAGUUCAACAGACACUUGAAGAACAAGCAUGGCCUGAAGUUGGUGGAAAACGAAGGAGAUCCCAAGUGGGAGCCAGCAACAGAAGCCCCCGAGGAGCCCUCCACCCAGUACGUGCACAUCACAGAAGCCGAAGAGGACGUUCAGGGCACGCAGGCAGCCGUGGCGGCGCUCCAGGAUCUGAGAUACACUUCCGAGAGCGGGGACCGACUUGACCCCACGGCUGUGAACAUCCUCCAGCAGAUCAUCGAGCUGGGCACCGAGGCCCAUGAUGCCACCGCUGUGGCCUCGGUGGUUGCCAUGGCUCCAGGGACAGUGACUGUCGUGAAACAGGUCACGGACGAGGAGCCCAGCUCCAACCACACGGUCAUGAUCCAGGAGACCCUCCAGCAGGCCUCCGUGGAGCUGGCUGAGGAGCACCACCUCGUGGUGUCCUCUGACGACGUGGAGGGCAUCGAGACGGUGACCGUCUACACUCAGGGCGGGGAGGCCUCGGAGUUCAUCGUCUACGUGCAGGAGGCCGUGCAGCCCGUGGAGGAGCAGGCGGUGGGGCCGCAGGCCCAGGAGCUCUAGGGGACGCGCGGCGGCGGCUGGACGCCACGGGGCGGGCCCGCCAGGCUCUCCGCGGGACGGCACCCUUGGUGGCUCUCUCCUCCACGGUCCCCGCCCAGGCGGCCAGAUGGGGCUCCCCUCGUCCCCCUUUGGGGGGGCAAGGCGACCGGCAUCACCAGCAAUACAGGACCCCCCGUUCCCAGCACAAACACACACACCCCUUCCUCUGCGUCCUCUGCUUCCGGAAAGACUAGGCAUCGACUUCCCACACAGCCCACGCCGCAUCGCCCCUUUGCUUCGGGAUUCAUGCAGGGACCCGGUGCCCGUCAGCGUCUGCCCUGAAUCACACCCCCAACUCCCUGACCCCGUGCAGGUGCCCAGCCUUCCUCUGGGACCGCUCUGUGGCCUGAAUGAUGGGAGGGAGCCAGCCGGCACGGAGAAAGUGACCUUCUGGUUUGGAAUCCCCUCCCGGGGAAAAGAGGGGAGGGGAUCCUCGCUUUAUCCACAAGGUCCCACUCCCCCACGUCCCCAAGUGUCGAGGGCACUUGUUACCGCUUGCGGAAACCACGGUUGAGGACCUCUUGUUCCCGCGACAGGCGGGGUCUUAGCUUACGUCUUAGAAUCCUGCUUUUUAAAAAAAAAAAAAAAAUGCACUUUUUACUAUUCACCUCCCGUUCUAUGAGAUGUGGUGGGUAGAAUAAAAACAUUCUCGGCCUGAGCACUCCAGUGUCUCCA